AUGGCUAGUUGGAAUCUCUUGUCAGUUCAUCGUCCUCCUCUUGUGCAUAUAUCCUCAUUGUUUGGUUCUUCUAGGUUUAGGGUGGGUGGCACAUGUGGUUUCGAUGGGUUGGCAUUGGUUGGUGAUGGUGGUGGGUUCAUAGAUGAUGGGACAGCAAUGAUGAGUUGGCAAGUGGAUGGGAAAGGGGAGGUCACCAUGGACGGGCAGAUAGGACGCGGUUCGAAAGGGGUUUGCCCACCAAGGAGGUUCUACUGGGGAUUAAGCAUUCCUACCGCAGGUGGUGGUGAGGCUGCAAGGGUGAUGAUUAGGGCUGCCAUAUUGACUUUUUUAGUGAAAAAUAUGUUGGCCACAGUUAUUAAAGCCAUCUAG
Messenger RNA from Ilex paraguariensis (yerba mate), 369 nucleotides. The record is from the annotation of a GenBank genome assembly. Lineage: Eukaryota; Viridiplantae; Streptophyta; Magnoliopsida; Aquifoliales; Aquifoliaceae.